AUGAGUGAUUGGAAUGCCUUACACCAGCUCCUAGAAAAGGUUCAACCCUACUCCACAGCUGGAGGAAAGGUAUGGAUCAAGGUCCUUUUCAUUUUCCGCAUCCUGCUCCUGGGCACUGCCAUCGAGUCAGCCUGGAGUGACGAGCAGUUUGAGUUCCAUUGCAACACUCAGCAGCCUGGCUGUGAGAAUGUCUGCUAUGACAGAGCCUUCCCAAUCUCUCACGUGCGCCUCUGGGUCCUGCAGGUCAUAUUCAUAUCUGUGCCUACACUCUUAUACCUGGCCCAUGUGUACUAUGUGAUUCGACAGAAUAAGAGUAUGAAGAAGCAAGAGGAGGAACAGGAAGUUGCUCGUUUUAACAGGGCCAGCGUGGAAAGGCACAGGCAGAAAAUGGCAGGAAAGGAGUUCAAGCGUGGCAGUGAAGAACGUAGUAAGGUGGAAAUGAGAGGCAGAUUGCUGCUUACCUACAUGGCCAGCAUCUUCUUCAAGUCUGUCUUCGAGAUGGCCUUCCUCCUGAUCCAGUGGUCCAUUUAUGGAUUUACUCUGAGUGCCGUUUACAUCUGUGAGCAAGCUCCUUGCCCACAUCGGGUGGACUGCUUCCUCUCUCGCCCCACAGAAAAAACCAUCUUCAUCCUCUUCAUGUUGGUGGUGUCAGUGGUGUCUUUUGUCUUGAAUGUCGUUGAGCUGUUCUACGUCUUAUUUAAGACUGUUAAGAAUCAUAUGAGAAAGGAGGAGGAGAAGGAAGAGGAGGAGGAGGAGGAAGAGGAUGAGGAAGAAGAGGCUUACUGUGAUCCAGUUGAGCUACAAAGCUCUUCCCAUGUCUCUUCAUCCACUGUUCUCACCACCAUAUCUUCUAGUGAUCAGGUGGUUCUGGUGGGGCUUUCUUCAGCCUAAAGGGAACAGAACCAUGUCAGUUAUAGUGCAUGGUCAAAGUGGGGAGGACAGGCAGGAAGUA
Arvicanthis niloticus (Nile rat) is the source of this 952-nucleotide messenger RNA. Its product is annotated as gap junction alpha-6 protein-like. Gene Ontology annotation, molecular function: gap junction channel activity. Lineage: Eukaryota; Metazoa; Chordata; Mammalia; Rodentia; Muridae. Gene Ontology annotation, biological process: heart development; cell communication by electrical coupling; cell-cell signaling. Gene Ontology annotation, cellular component: connexin complex. The record is from RefSeq and is a predicted model, not a curated record.